Glycine soja is the source of this 1360-nucleotide messenger RNA. Its product is annotated as protein PARTING DANCERS-like. Gene Ontology annotation, biological process: resolution of meiotic recombination intermediates. The transcript is spliced from 8 exons. Bases 114 to 770 code for a protein of 218 amino acids. The record is from RefSeq and is a predicted model, not a curated record. NCBI's taxonomy places the organism in Eukaryota, Viridiplantae, Streptophyta, Magnoliopsida, Fabales, Fabaceae.
GAUCCAACUCGUAUCACCGCCUCGUUCGCUCUGAUUUCUGUGGCCGUAACCAUCAGGCGCUGCCGUCGCAGCAACCUUCAUCCGCCGUCGUUCUCUCUGCGAUUGAUUCACAUAUGGAUAUAUCCCUCAGAGAUUCAACUCCCUCGCUUUCCACCUUCUCCGGUACAGCUGGAGUCUGUUUGAUGAGAAAUGCAUGGAAAGAGGACCAACAUCCAUCGUUCAUCAAUUUUAUCUCCACUUUCCUCUCUGCAAAUUCCUUUCGCCUAAAUUUUGUCCCAAUCGCCCCGGACUUUAUAUUCAAUUGUGGGGGUUUGUCUGUGGCCUUCAUUUUUGUGACAAACUGGGACUGCAACAAUGUUGCUCCAAUCUUCAACAGAGUUAAGAAACUGAAGAUGCAAUUUGCGCGUUUUUACGUGGUCAUCACAUUCCCGGCAAAAGAGCAAAUUGAUUCAUUUAUUCAGUCAUAUUUCAAAUUUGGGAUGGUGAUUGGCAAGCCUACAUUUGUGUCAGUUCAGGACUUGGAGAUGGGGUUUGAAAAGAUAGUAAAAAUAGCUCAUUCUUCUGGAGUAUACAAGCAGGAGAGAAUUGGAGAAAAAUUGAAAGCUGAGAGAAAGCAGUUAGUGCAAGGAAUGAACUUUUACCUCAAGGUGGUUACAUCCAUCCCAGGCAUUGACAAUCACGAUGCCAAUGCGGUAAAUUCCUGUAUUAUGAGGCAACUACUCUUCAUAUUAGUUUUCCUAUUUUUUCGUGUUUCCACCCAAAGUUGCUAAAUCCCAGGAUUCUUGAUCGUAUAGGUGUUUAAAACUCGCUAAGGUAUAACAGCCAUAUAUAUAUAUAUAUAUAUAUAUAUUGAGCAUUCGUUUUGUAUAUUUACUGAUGAUUGCCCUCAUGACAAAGUUUUAAAAUUGAUGCUAUAUUAGGCUCGUGCAACUCACUCGUCCUAUUUAUUGGGAUAGUAUACCACAUUUUGUCACGUGUGAAACCAUGGUAGCCAUGCAUAUAUAGCUUGAGUUAUUUGUUAUUCUGAUCGCUCAAUUCAGCUUAGUCAAGCUAUUGGUUCUGUCCAAGCAAUUGCCAAGGCGUCAAAAGAGCAAAUUCUAGAGAACACAGAUCUUUCUACUGACAAGGCAGAGAUGGUUUCAAGGUUUCUCAGGGACCCGAAGUUUUACUUACGUCCCAAGAUUAACUGAUGGCAGAGUAACAAUGGAAUCUAGGUUGUAGUUGUUUUUGCCCAAAUGAAAUAAGCAGCUCUUUUGCACUGUUUAAAUAUGGGAUAAUUGUUAACUUCUGUACAAAAUAGUUCCAAUUUUUAUCGACUGGCAACCAUCAUGAGUGAGAAAGAACCAUAUCAUUUUGUUUU